AAUCGGAUGCAACUUUGGUGGUUGCAAUAAUAAACUAUUUUAGGAAGCUUUAAAACCUGCCAAUCUCAUAAUUCUUCCCUCGAUCAAUCAUCAAUAUUCAUUAUUAUUCUCCUUGAUUCCUUUCUGGUUUUUUCAUUUCUUUUAUCUUUUAAUAUUUUGUUUUUAAAUCAUAUCCCUGAAAGUACACUUUUCAAAUCCCAACUCUCUAAGCAAUUUUUCUCUAAGAAUAGGAAGAAGAAAAAUAACAAAAGGGUUGGGCUGAAAUUGUGGUUUGGGUUGGUGGUUUCUCCAAACCAUGAUCUUGGGUUUCUUGUGUGUGUUUGCAUUUUUCUUCAGGUUGUUCUACCACCUGCUUUGAUGUGAACCCUUUUUGUCAACACACCUUUAUUGUCUCAUGGAUGCAUUAAAUUUAGGAUUUUGGGAUAAGGGUCGGUGAAAAUUUCUGAUUUUGCUUGGUGGCUGUUGUGUGUUAUGUUAUGUGUUAUGUGAUGGUCUUUCUUUCUGAGCACUUCAGAGGCAGAUGGCUUCACAGGAGACUCACUCUUGGACGUUGGGAGGACUUAUUGGUGCCUUUAUUGACCUUGUUUUAGCUUAUUUCUUGUUGUGUGGAUCAGCUUUUGCUUUCUUUGUGUCCAAAUGGUUUAGGUUUUUAGGAUUUUGUUUGCCUUGUCCCUGCAAGGGGACUUUUGGGUUUAGGAGUAGCCGUUUCUGUGUGCAUAGAUUGAUGUUCCAAUGGCCUUCAAGGAAGAUAUGUUCCAUUCAAGUUAUGGCGGUUAAGAGAUUCCCUUUUGAUCUGGUUCGGGUUAAGGAUCAUUCACGCAGUGCUAAUGAUAGAGUGGCUGCUGAGAGAACACAUGAUAAUAGGGUUGUUGAGUUGGAAGAUGAGGCAUCUUGCAGUUCAUGUUCAGCACCGCGUUUGCUUCCCUUUGUUGAUAGGGAAAACGUGUAUGAUGCUAAGGGGAAGAGAGUCAUGAGUAUGAAACGAAGGUCUGGAGUUCGGCGCCGGAGGAGGGCUAGUUAUGAUUGUACGAAAGUCUCUUCAGCUGUUCCUUCUGAAAAUCUGCAAUCUGAUGUUGUCCUCACUCCUUGUUCGCCUUGUGAUGGCAGUAUAAUUAGAGAUAAAACCAGUGCAGGCAUAAGUCCUACCUCGGGGAAAGGAGUUAGUGUAGAUGAUGCCGAAGUUGAUCAAGCUGACCAUGAUUUGGAUGAAAAGACCUGUCAUAGUUAUGAAUUUAGUGGAUCAAUGGUUGAUAGUCCAGGACAGGACAAAUAUUUAUUGUCAUUGGAACACUACAUAAAUAAUGUGUGUGACCAUGUCCAAAUUGUUGGUAAUGGAGAGGAUCGUAUCAAGAUGUUAGAAAAUGCACUUGAAGAAGAGAAAGCUGCCUAUGCUGCACUUUACCUUGAGCUAGAGAAGGAGAGAGCUGCAGCUGCUACUGCUGCUGAUGAAACCAUGGCUAUGAUAUCACGCCUGCAGGAGGAGAAGGCGUCAAUGGAAUUGGAAAUGAGGCAAUACCUGAGGAUGAUAGAAGAAAGAGUUGCUUAUGAUGAAGAAGAGAUGGAUAUUCUGCAAGAGAUCCUUAUAAGAAGGGAAAGGGAGAACCACUUUUUGGAAAAGGAACUUGCAACUUACAGGCAGAUGGAUUCAAAAGGUAGUGACCAAUCAUAUGGCAAGGCAAAGGUGCAACAUGAUCAAUGGGGACAAAAGCCUCCAAUUUCGGUUGGAACAUAUGAAAAUCGAAGCACCAUAUCAUUUGUUAAGAAAGAUGAAAUAAAAGAUAUUUCUUCUAAUUAUAUGGUUGCUCAGACUUGCAUCAAUAUGAAAGACGGACAAGAGCUGGAGAAAAACACAGAAUGUAAGGAUCAAGUGCAUAACAACCUGCAUAGCUCCUUUUAUGAUACUGAUCUGGAUGUUUUUGAUGUCCAUGUCAUUAAUGACAACAUAAAACUAAAGGAAGAGGAAAAUGAAAAGUUAAGUAGCUCUUCAUUGAGUACUGUUACAAAUGAACUCACAAAUAGAUAUCUUGAAUUUGGAAGUCAAACAGUACAGAGCAGUGAUGUAUUAAGCAAUCGUCGAAGGACAGAUAAGCCAGAAAAUGGUAAUAGUGUUGAUGGCCCCACGAGUCAGUUAUCCAUGUUCUCAAACACAAGACGCAAAACUUUGUCUUUAGAUUCUGGAAGGGAUUCUUCCAGUGCAGUUGAAAAUGAGAAGUUAAAGAUUGGCAAUGAGAUUGAAAUUCUCGGAGAAAGGUUGAGGAUGCUAAAACAUGAAAAGGAAAAAUUGUCUUUCUUUGCAGAGAACGGAGAAAGUGAAAAGGGCCAGCUGAAGCUUCUGGAGGAGAUAGCAAACCAUCUCCAAAGGAUUAAACAGACAAGAAACCCUGUGCGUGGGGCUUCCUUACCCCCUUCCUCAUCUAAGGUGAGCUUGAGGAAAAGACGCUGCCAAAGUGUGACAAUGGAGACAUGUGAAAGCAGCUAAAUCAUGUAAAGUCAAACGUUUGAGUGUCACGAAAUUUGUGCCUAAGGCAACUUGUAAAUGGCAACCACUUCUGGUAGCUACUAGAAUUUAGCCGUACUUGUUUUACCUUGCUUGUUGUAUGGUUUUUUAGUAUGUAAAUAAACCUUUAUCAUAUUCCUCUAGGCUAAAUAUGUAUUUAAAAUAAAAGUAUUAUUUUGAAGCCUAUGCCAGGUGUAGGUAUCUUUUGUCCCUCCUUGUGUUGUGUUUUUGCCUUAGGAUAUGUGGUUCAAAUUAUGGAAUGUUAACUGUAUAUAUCAUUUUUUUUCUUGUUCUUUUAAUUUAAGGUAUCAUGGUCUAUAGAGGAUUGAGAACAGCUUAUGGAUGUAA
Glycine soja is the source of this 2845-nucleotide messenger RNA. Its product is annotated as myosin-binding protein 7-like. Bases 521 to 2479 code for a protein of 652 amino acids. Lineage: Eukaryota; Viridiplantae; Streptophyta; Magnoliopsida; Fabales; Fabaceae. The transcript has 3 exons. The record is from RefSeq and is a predicted model, not a curated record.